AUGACUUCACUGCACGAUAUGUCGGACCAGCGCUUCAUCAAGACGCACCUUCACUAUCAUGUUCUUCCAGACAGCGUGAAGACCAGCGGCGCCAAAGUGCUUUACGUGUACCGCGAUGCCCGAGAUGUUUGCGUUUCUUUCUACAAAUUCGCGAGGCUGCUUAAUCUUUUCCAGUACCGCGGAACAUUCGCAGACUUCCGCGACAACUUCAUGCGCGGCGAAAUAGUGUGCGGUCCUUACCGAGAGCACGUGCAGGGCUACCUGGAGCACUCGGACACUGUGCUCUGUCUGUCGUACGAGCAGAUGCACCAGGAUCGCGGCUCGGUCGUCCGCAAGGUGGCCGAUUUUCUGGGAGUCUCCCUGAGCGACGCCGAUGUCGACGAUAUCGUGAAGAACACCAGCUUCGAGGUGAUGAAGGCGAACCCGGACACCAACUUCCGUCAUUGGGAGAACAGCGGCAUGGUGUCUGGCACUGAGGAAGGCACCUUCAUGAGGAAGGGGGUGGUGGGCGACUGGAGAAACUACUUCACCGAGGAGGAGAGUGAAGCCUUCCUGAAUUGGCGGAAUGAGAAGGUCGCCUCUUUGGAGUGA
Molecule: messenger RNA, 591 nt
Organism: Amphibalanus amphitrite
Lineage: Eukaryota; Metazoa; Arthropoda; Thecostraca; Balanomorpha; Balanidae
Product: amine sulfotransferase-like
Exons: 1
Coding region: 1-591 (196 amino acids)
Biological process (GO): sulfation
Cellular component (GO): cytoplasm
Molecular function (GO): sulfotransferase activity
Source: RefSeq, a predicted model, not a curated record